AUGAGAAGAGCGACAUUUUCUUAUAUACUGGAGCUCAUAUAUGAGGAUAUUAAUCCAAAAGUUACUAACUGUAACAAACAAAUCGAUGCUGAGUUAUAUCUUAAAGUUACACUGAAACUACACGGAUUGCCUAAAAGUAUGGCCUUAUUACGCACAUUACCGAAAUUAAUAAACAUUCAGCUAUACGCCAAAGAAGAUCCAAAGAUGUAUCCAUCAGGAUCUAAUUUAAUAAGGGAAAAAAACAACGGGAAAAACUUGACGGCAGUUUCUUUCAUAUGCUUUUUGAUAGUUACUUUGGCAUGCUGCAUUAUACUACCAAUUUUUUAUUAUCAAAUAGAUGAAAUCAAAGUUGAACACCAAAAUUUGCUGACCAAUUUGAAGCACAAACUCUUCCAAAAUCAACAAACCAUCAAUUUUUUACAUACAAAAAUUUCCGAAUUACGAAAAGAUGUAGGGGAACUAGCAGAAUCUGAAACACCAGUCAUUACAAGAAAGAAACGAAGUGUUUGGAAUAGACCGAAAGCCCCCUUUUCGUAUAGAGCUCCUGCGGCAUGCAAAGAAUGCAAAGAUGGAGAACCAGGCCCUAUAGGCCCAGCGGGCAAAGAUGGAAUUCCAGGACGUAAAGGCACAGAUGGUAAACCGGGAAAUUCUGGUAAACCAGGAGGGGAUGGAAAUCCGGGAAGACCAGGACCAGAUGGAGGGCAGGGCCCUACUGGAGAACAAGGGUCAGAUGGGAAACCAGGAGUUGAUGGAAAAUCUGGACAACCCGGAUCUCCGGGUAACUCAGGAGAUCCUGGAAAAGAUGGUUUACCAGGUCAAUCCAUAACUACUCCGGGUCUGGAGGGAAAAUCAGGAAUUCCUGGCACCCCUGGAACGCCAGGUCGAAAAGGUAAUGAUGGAAAGCCUGGGAUUAACGGGAUUGAUGGUAAACCGGGAAGUGCUGGAGGACCAGGCAUAAAAGGUCCCACAGGAAGUUCUGGAAAAGACGGGCAAUCUGGAGCUGCUGGAAAUCCAGGUAAAGAUGGAACUCCAGGAAACGAUGGAAUACCUGGGAAAGAUGGUAUUCCCGGGAAGUUAGGGCCCAAAGGACCUCCUGGCAAUCAAGGUCACGACGGAAAACAGGGACCCAAUGGAUCUCCAGGGAAUGAUGGCUUACCAGGGAAAGAAGGAGAACCAGGAAAAGACGGCAUACCUGGCGAUGAUGGCAUUCCAGGUGAACCAGGAAUUCCAGGUAAGAGUAGAGAUGGAAUAGAUGCAACACCUGGCAGAGAUGGGAUCCCCGGUCCUGAUGGAAACCCUGGUAGAGAUGGAGAAUCAGGCUCUGACGGCUCACCAGGGCUCAGAGGCGAUGAUGGAUUGGAUGGAAAAGAUGGUAUUCAGGGUAAAAAUGGGAUUGACGGAGAGCCAGGACGGGAUGGAGAAUCUGGCAAACCAGGUUUAUCAAUUACUGGACCAGGAAUAAGUGGCAUACCCGGAUCUCCGGGUAAAGAUGGUGUAGAUGGAGCACCAGGUGAACCUGGUAAUGAUGGAAAAUCUGGAAAGGAUGGUUUACCUGGAAGAGAUGGGGAUAAUGGGUUGGCAGGAGAACCGGGUCUAUCCGGAGAUAGGGGUAAUGAUGGAAGACCUGGUGGUCCUGGUAGGAAGGGUGAAGUAGGCCCAGUGGGCGAACAAGGAGCAAGGGGACAUGAAGGCCCUAGAGGUUUUCAUGGUAAAGAUGGGUACCCAGGGAAAGACGGAAUACCUGGAACAAGAGGACUUCCUGGAGCCCCUGGGGACGAUGGUAAUCCAGGCAACGAUGGUAGACCAGGUGAAAAGGGGAUCACAGGUAUAUCUGGCAACCCAGGCAGAAGGGGCAUUCCUGGAAAUGAUGGUAAGCCUGGAAAAGUUGGUAAGGCGGGAAAUUCUGGAAAGAACGACAAAUGUGACUGCGGCUCUACUGUUCUACCAAAAGGAGAUGGCGCUAUUACUUAUAUACGAUACGGUAGAAGGGGGUGUCCUCAUACUGCUGAAUUAUUAUACAAUGGUCACGUCGGCACAGGUCAUUACUUUUAUACUGGAAGUGGAGGUGAUUACCAAUGCUUACCAACAAGCCCUGAAUUUUUGUCUUAUACUGAUGCCUUUGAUUCUAAGUCCAAAAUAUUUGGUGCCGUCUUCAAACUAGGCUAUGGUAGUCCAGUGAGAUCGGGUUCGUCUUUAGACGGCUUAACAGUCACUUGCGCAGUGUGUCACGCCCGUAGAAAUGCCUUGCUAAUGAUGCCUGGGGAUUCCAAGUGUCCGGACAAUUUUGUCAAAGAGUAUGACGGGUUCCUCAUGUCCGCCAAUAUUAGGCACACUCGCACGAGUUAUGUUUGCGUUGAUUCCGACCCAGAAGGGGAAACCAAUAACCAGGACGAUUUUGGCGGGGCAGCUAUUUACAUAGUCGAGAGUGAAUGCGGUAAUCUACCUUGUCAUAAAUAUCCUAGCGGGUAUGAAAUUCCAUGCGUCGUUUGCACGCGUUAAAAUGUUAAAAAUAUUGCUAUGAUCUGAUUUCUACAUAAAU
This is a messenger RNA of Gordionus sp. m RMFG-2023, 2539 nucleotides long. RefSeq names its product collagen alpha-1(III) chain-like. Bases 1 to 2499 code for a protein of 832 amino acids. The record is from RefSeq and is a predicted model, not a curated record. The transcript is spliced from 14 exons. NCBI's taxonomy places the organism in Eukaryota, Metazoa, Nematomorpha, Gordioida, Chordodea, Parachordodidae.